CCUAAAAUUUCCUUGCCGAACAUUUGAAGCGGGAGAUUUUAGCUCCCUUUCCUGCUGCUGUUGCUCUAAUCCAGCAACACUCCCUCUAGUGUGGCAGCAUCUGAGAUAAAAACAGGCUGAUCCCUGCUUGGGUCUCACACAGCGGCACCGAGCAAGCGUCGCUCUCUGCUCUCUGAAAUUGGAAUAGAUGCAUCAGCAGCGCUGCAUCAUCUGAUCAGACACUGGUAUGGUCAUCACGUGCUACCAGCGUUUCCCCGUUUGCUUCGACACCGGGAACACUCGACAGCUGUAGACGGCCUUCACUCGGACCGACGUAGCUCUUCACGAUGGCAGUUGCAGUCUACAACAUCUCCUCCACCUCGGCCAGGGUGAGCUGGCCGGCCUCCACCACCUGCCUCGACACGUUCUACAGCGUCAUGUACGACCCCAACUGGAACAGUCUGAUUAUGGGCUUCACACGUAAAAGCUUUAAGCAUGAGGAGCGAAUCCCCGUCAGUCAGACCAGCACACACCUGAACAACCUCCUCCCGCAGACCGCCUACUUCUUGUGCGUGACGUGCCAGGCCGCCAAUCCGGUGCGGGAUCAGUGCCAGGUGUUCAGCACCCAGAGCGAGAGCAGCGAAGGCCAUGACAGGGCCGGCUGGGAGCUCGCCGUGGGAGUCUGGCUGACCUGCUGCCUUUUGCUCCUGGUCAUCGCUGGCAUCUUGCUGUGGGGAUGCCUUCACAACAUGUGCUCCAUCCCCAGGCGAGCCGCCGACGGCUGCCCGGUGGUGACCACCUCCACCCGCCAAGAUGUGUCGGGGUCGGAGCAUCUCUUCACACCCAGAAGCAGCAGCGAGGACAGCAUCAAACGCGCCACCAUCAUCCAACCCUCACUCAUGUCGACGCAACCCGCCGGCCACAUAAUUACCCAAGACCACGAGGAUGUUCGCUAAGCUGGCCGACAGCGAGCCAGCUUUAAUCGACUGGAUUAAGGUCAUCACAGCAUUGUUUAGCCCGGCUCAAAUGCCACUAAAAUCUUUACCCACUGAAUGGAAAUCCUUUUGUCUUUACAAUAAUAAACAUUUUCUUAAACGGUAACUGAACCUCCACACAAACUGUCCCACUGAUCGAGGUUGUUCCCAUAAGAUGCACACAAAAGACUUGUUGUGUAUUUGUGAUUCAUCACAUUUCUGCACACGGACAACUUUCCCAUUUGAUUCUUUUGCACAGCGUAUCCCUCAUUAAAGCUCUUCCCACAGAUAUUCCUAAUGUGGUGAACGUCAGGCUCCAGCGUGUGCAUGUGGACAGCUGGUCGGGUCAUGCCAGAAGUCAGGAGGAAAUAAAAUCCUCCGCUCCUGGAAUCCAAGAGAGGCUUUCUCUGGGAGUGACGAUGAAAGACAAAUGCACUGACCUUUGACCCAUACAGAUAGUGAGGCUGAGCGUUGGGAGGCCUGUCCCUCUGAAACUCCUGAGAGAAAGGCAGGAUGGUCCGCACAAACCUAAACACACAGAAGGAGAUUAUGUAAACGCACGUCACCGCUGACAUGAACAUCGGCAUAGAAACGCACAGACAGAGACGCAGGAGGCUGGAAAUGAGCACACAUGUAUGGAUUUCACUGUAAUCUGUCAGAGUAACAGGGAGGGAGGGGGUUUGACCGUCUUCUACACCAAAGAGUCUGACACACCUUUCUGAGCUGAACAUGGAGGUUUAUUAGCCGUGUUACUGUUAAAAAUAACCUAACGUCUUUAUUCCCACACGGAGCUGAAGUCUGCAGAGAAGACGCUGUAGCCCCUCUUGUAGCCCCUCUUGUACCCCCUCUUGUAGCCCCUCUUGUAGCCCCUCUUGUAGCCCCUCUUGUACCCCCUCUUGUAGCCCCUCUUGUACCCCCUCUUGUAGCCCCUCUUGUAGCCCCUCUUGUAGCCCCU
This is a messenger RNA of Nothobranchius furzeri (turquoise killifish), 1908 nucleotides long. Its product is annotated as fibronectin type III domain-containing protein 9. The record is from RefSeq and is a predicted model, not a curated record. Gene Ontology annotation, molecular function: protein binding. Lineage: Eukaryota; Metazoa; Chordata; Actinopteri; Cyprinodontiformes; Nothobranchiidae.